AUGUUUACAUUAGCCUUUUUGCCCCUGUCUGCAGAACGAAUUGUAAAAGAACAGAAAGAAGAAACAGAAGAGCAAAAAGAGCCACCACCUCCAGAUCAAAAAACUCGAUCACAAGAACAGUCGAUAGCGCAAAGUCGGUCACCGGUUGCUUCAUUAGCAUUAUCUCCACAGUGUAAAGAAGAUAUAACAAAAUAUUGUAAUAAAGGAAACCAAAGAGCAAUUAGUAAUUUGAAAGUGUUGCAAUGUAUUGAUAAUUUAGAUGAUGCUGUCCAUCUGAUUAAAGUAGAGUGCCAACAUCUUAUAUACGAGUUUAAAUUCAAUAUGACAAAGGAUGAGCGAUUUGAUGAUGCAGCACGACAACAAUGCAAGAAAGAUAUUGACCAGCUGAAAGAAUGUGAAAUGCAUGAGGAUGAACGUGGAACGGGUCGUUUAAUUUCGUGUUUAUUCGAUCGUUUAAGCAACAUAACAGAGGACAAAUGUCGUUAUUUUAUUAAUCAAAUGCAAUCGGUUAUUUUUAAUGAUUGGACUUUAAGUGAAUAUUUUCUAACAGAAUGUAAACCUGAUAUAACUAAACUACAAUGUGGUCGACUUGAUGAUGACAAUAAAAAAAGGCUUAAUCAUGAUCAAGGAGCUGUUGUCUCGUGUUUGUCAACGAAAUUCUCUAGUUUAGUUCCAGAAUGUAAAAAACAAAUUUUUAGAUUAGCAGAAAUGCAGUCUGACGAUUAUCAUACUGAUCGAGCUUUAUAUCAUGCAUGUCGAGAUGAUCGAGAACGAUUGUGUCCUCAAGUAUCUGCUGGAAAUGGACGAGUACGUAUUAUCAUGUUAACAAUAGUCUAUGGAGAACAAAUUGUAGAUAGUUGUCGUCGUGAGAUGUUGACGCAUCGACGAAUGUUAAUGUCUGACUACACAUUGUCAUCAGAUAUAAAAACUAAUUGCAAUACAGAAAUGACUAAUUAUUGUGGACCAUGGUUGAUAGCUGGAGCGGUUGGUACCGCGGAACAAAGAAGUGGCCAGAUGUUACAUUGUCUCUUAAAAGAAGCCAGAAUACGAAAAAAUAAAUUCGAUAAAAAAUGUUUGGCAUCUCUUCGAACACUAAUUCGUGCUGCUGAUCCUGGUGAAGAUGUUCGAGCAGAUCCUGUAUUAGAACGAGAUUGUCAAUCAGUUAUUAAUACAGCUUGUUCACGUAUGAAACCUGGCGAAUCAAAUGUUAUUAUGUGUCUGUUAGACAAUCUGAAAAGCAGUCAAAUGACAGAAUUAUGUGAAGAUAGAUUAAUGGAAAUAAGCUAUUUUAUUGCGAGAGAUUGGCGAUUAACACCAAAACUUUUACGAUCAUGUAAGAGUCCUUUAGAAACCUAUUGUUCAUUAGAAAAAGAUUGGAGCUUAGACAAAGAUAUGUCUGACACGAAAGUUGGCUAUUUAUUAGGAUGUUUGUAUCAGCAACGUGAACAAUUAACUUCUGAAUGUGGCUCUGAACUUCAACGAUUAAUGCGAAUACGUUCAAAAUCGAUUAAUUUAUUGCCGGAAAUAGAGGAUGCAUGUAUACAAGAUUUAGGAAAAUUUUGUGAAGAAUCUGAUCAUAAAGGAGAUGAAUUAAAAUGUUUGCAAGAAAAAUAUGAGGAACUGGACUCUACGUGCCAAACAGCAGUUAAAAAUUAUACUGCAGACACAAUGACUUAUGCUAGUUUGGAUUUUCUGUUAAUGAAAGCGUGUGAACCAAUGAUACAACGAUUUUGUUCGAAUGUUGAAAAUGGUAAUGAAAAUGAUAUGAUACGAUGUUUGGUUCAAAAUAAAAAUGACGGAACCAUGGAUUCGCGAUGUAAAGCUGGUAUUGAACAUCAUCAAAUUGUAAGAAUGUUUUUUUGUAUAAAAGAUGUCUUUUUAAGUAGACAAUUCCAGGCACAAUGUAGUUCUGAAAUUACUGAUCAUUGUCCAAAAAAACGAUCAAAAGCAAUAAUUAUUGAAUGUUUGGCUGAUCUGAUGUUAAAAGAUGUAUUGCAGCCACAAAAAACACUAAAGAUUGGCGAAAACUGUCGUAAUGAACUAAAAUUUGAACUUUUUCAACGAGCUGAAAAUAUUAAUCUUGAUCCAUUGAUGAGACGAGCGUGUAAAAAAGAUAUUGAACAGCUUUGCAAGGAAGAAAAAGCUGGAAAUGCACAAAUUAUUGAUUGUUUAAAAGAAAAUCGUGAUAAGAUUCGAUCAAAAAAUUGUUAUACUAAAUUGUAUAAACGAGAAAAGUUGGACAUUUUAUCACCAGAAAAUGAUUACAGUUUAAAGACAAGAUGUUCCGAUUUUAUUGCAAACUUUUGUUCAAACCAACGUAAACAAAAUAUUUUAUCAUGCUUACGUAAAAAUAUAAAUCAAGCGACAAUGCCACCAACAUGUCAUCGUGUCGUGAUGCAUCGAUUAAUGAUAUUAAAUAGCGAUGCUCGUUUCAAUGGAGCAUUGCAAAAGAACUGUUACCAGGAUAUACAAACGCAUUGUAAAGACAAAAUAAUUACUGACGAUGACUCAGAUGAACAAGAAGAAGAAGAACAAAAAUUGACUGAAAACAAAGAUAAUGAUGAUGGCGAUGUAAUUGAUCGUCAAAUGGGUGGUCGUGUUAUUGAAUGUUUACGUUCAAAAUAUGCUGAUUCAAAAGAUAGUGUAUUACAACCGCAAUGUGUAACUGAGUUAAUUGAUGUUAUACAAGCAAGUAAAACUGACGUAAAAUUUGAUGUACAAUUAUAUAGUAAUUGUAAAAGUAUACUGGCUAAGCAAUGUCUUGGUGUUGAUGAUGACAAAGAAGAUUGUCUAAAAUUAUUAUUUCAAAAGGGUGCCAUUGAUGAUGGCAAAUGUAAAACACAAAUUAUUCGAAUAAUUAGAGAAGGUGAAGCGGAUAUACACGUUGAUCGUGCCUUAGCCAGCACUUGUCAAGUGGAUAUUAUGAAAUAUUGUAACGAUAUUCCAUUAGGAAAGGGAAAACAAUUACAAUGUUUGUUAACUUAUGCUGAUAAAUCAUUAACAAAAGAGUGUUCAAAAAUGUUAAAGAAAAGAAAAGAAUUAUGGGACCUAAGUGGAGUAAGUAGCCACACAUUUUCAUAA
Didymodactylos carnosus is the source of this 3081-nucleotide messenger RNA. Lineage: Eukaryota; Metazoa; Rotifera; Eurotatoria; Philodinida; Philodinidae. The record is from the annotation of a GenBank genome assembly.